Messenger RNA from Linum trigynum, 6919 nucleotides. The record is from the annotation of a GenBank genome assembly. NCBI's taxonomy places the organism in Eukaryota, Viridiplantae, Streptophyta, Magnoliopsida, Malpighiales, Linaceae.
GUCACCCUCACCCAUGUCGAUGAAGCGCUCCCUUGCCCCUCGGGACUCGCCCAACACCCCCAAAUUCUUUCUUCUCUUCCAGUCAUGCCAUUGCACCCACAACGCGGAAUCCCAUGUCGACUGCGUUCCCAAACUUCUCCAAACCCACGAAAUAGCAGGAUUGGCGACUGUCGUACCCCAUCGCGGCCGUCGGGAACCACCUCUGCAGCUUCGCCUCGCUGAAAUGGGUACCCUCUUUACUCUGACCUAGCCUUCUCCUUCCCCUUCUCACCGAGGCGAUACCAGUGAACACUGCUCGCUGCCGUCUCCCUCUAAAACUCGCCGACUGAAGUCCACCUUCGAAGCUUGGCGGCUGAAUCACAGGUAAUCCACUAAUCCCAACUUACUCAUUAUCUUCAGCUUGGGGAGAUCCAUCCCUUAUUCUUCUGUUUCUCCAUCUCUGGUUGCUGGUCCGGUGGGCGAGGCAACGAAAUCCAUAACAGCUUUUGGAUCUUCUUCUUCCGUUUAUGGGUUUGGUCUCUAGCGCUGGCUAUUGAAAUCGUAACUUGGCCUGGGUUUUCAAGACAGACAUUCAAAUCACUUGGUGGGUUUGUGAAGCUCUCCCUUGCCUAUGCCAUUAUGUUGUGUUUCUUAGUGCAAUGUUCCUUUGCUAGGUCCUGCUAUCUGUUAGCGGGUUAUAUAAUUUGGGUUCGUAUGUUUGUAAAUAGCUAUGUACGUGAUUAUACGAGGCCCAUUAGAUAUAGCCCAUUCUUUUGUAUGAGUCCAUGUAACCCAUGCAUGGGAGCCCAGACGAGAGUAGGAGGGCAUCCCUAGGGUUCGACUCUUGUUCCUUUCUCCCUGUAUAUGUUCAGCCGACUGCAUCAGUUUGUGAUCAUCAGAUUAAUAACAUCAGUAGCUAGAAGAGUGUUCAGAGCUCUUCCGUGGAUUAGUCCUGGAUCACUCCAGGGAUACCACGUAAAUCCGGUGUCAGUGUUCAAGUUAAUUGUUAUCAUUUCCGAUUGAUCAACAUGGUAUCAGAGCUUCCGCCAAUGUCUUCUGAUCGCCCCUCCGUUCGUUUGACUUCUACGAAUUUUGCUCUAUGGGAAUUCCAGUUCCGAGUCUUUGUUGAAGGUCGUGGUAUGCUUGGCAUACUCGAUGGGACCACGCCUGAGCCGCGCCCUACUUUUCCUGCCUCCGAGAUUGAUCAGUGGAAUCAGCGGGAUGCCCGCGUUCGAUCCUGGCUGCUUGAUUGUGUCGAUCCCUCCACAUGCUUGUCUCUCCGUCAGUUCACUACUUCUCACGCGAUGAUGCAGCAUCUGAAAGCAACAUAUUCCACGGUGAAUAUUGCCCGUCAGUUCGAAGUACAGAUGGCUUUGGCCCGCCUUGAACAAGGCGAUCAAUCCGUCACGGACUACUUCAACGCCGCCCAAGAAUUGUGGACCGAACAGGAUAUCAUAGCCGCUGCUCUUCGUCCACAAUCCAUUUCAGCAGAUGCACUAGCCGAACGAAGACAAAAUAUAUUGAUGGGUUUCUUGAUGCGGCUACGGCCCGAAUUUGAAACCGUCCGCUCUACCUUGCUGAAUCAGGCCGACCUUAAAUUUGAUGGCAUGCUAGGGGUGUUGAUUCGAGAAGAGACUCGAAUGAGAACCCAGGCCCAGCUGGACGUACGUCCUGGAGCAGGGGAAACCAUUUUUGCUGCGUCCCAAGGAUCUGCCUACGCUGCCGACCGACUUCAAUUCCAACGCCGCACUCCUGUCUCCGAAUUAGAGUGCCAUCAUUGCCAUGAGCGUGGCCACCUGAAGAAGCACUGUCGUGGCUGGAAUUUUUGCGUAUAUUGCAAAAGAACCGGUCACAUAGUGCUCGACUGCCGCACUCGACAAAGGCAUGAGGCAAGAGUCACUGGCGGUAUGGCUGCUGCUCCUCCCGGACGCAAUCCGCCAGCUACAGGUUCCUCUUCACGUCCAUAUAAUGGACCUUCUGAUCGCCCAUACAAUGGACAUGCUGAACGUCCAUAUAAUAGACCUGUUGACCGCUCAUAUAAUAGUCAUAGUGAUCGCCCAGCUUACCUCACCGCCGCAAGCAGCAGUGGUAGUGGGAGUCUCUCCGCAAGUGAUGUUGAACAAAUGGUGAACGCAGCCCUCCAAAGAUCUCUCCCUACUGCCAUUAAUGCAGCCUUUGCUACUCUCCAUGGAUCGAUAGGUAAGAAACCUCCUUGGCUCCUUGAUUCAGCAUGUUUCAAUCACAUGACUCAUGACUCUAGCUGCUUAACAAAUUUGGAGCCUGUUCGUGACUUGUCUUUGAGGGUUGCUAAUGGUAAUCAGUUACAAGUUAAGGGAGUGGGUAUAAUGAAUGAUUCCAAGCUUAAUUUGCCACAUACUCUUCAUGUUCCACACCUUGUUCCGAAUUUGGUUUCUGUGGGACAACUAACCGAAGAGGGAUGUUCUGUUUUGUUUGCUCCAUCUGGCUGCUUUAUCCAGGACUUGAAGACGGGGAGGCAGAUCGGAAAGGGGAGUAAACGAGGGAGAAUUUUUCACCUCGAGGAGUUUCGUGGAGAUUCAUCAUCAUCGCCCAUUAGUAGUUCUCUUGAUAGGUCCGUCCAUAGUCCUGUUUCAUGUUUUUCGAGUCAGUCUAAUAAUGCCUGGGAUCUUUGGCACUCUCGUUUAGAACAUCCUCAUUCGAGUCGGUUAGCUAUGAUGUUUAAACAGUCAUUACUUGGCAAAAAUACCGUUAGUAUUCCUGCACAACAUUCCUGCACGAGCUGUGUAGAAGCAAAAACCGUUAGUCGUUCUUUUCCAUCCAGUGACACUGUUAUCGAUCAACCAUUUCAUCUUAUUCAUACUGAUUUGUGGGGUCCGUCCACUGUUAUUUCUCGACAUGGUUUUCGGUAUUUUGCCCUGUUUAUUGAUCAUGCUACACGGUUUACUUGGGUUUACUUCCUGCGUCUUAAAUCGGAACUACGAUCGGUUGCUACUGAGUUCCUGAAAAUGAUUAAUACUCAGUUUGAUCGUCCUGUGAAAAUAGUACGUUCCGAUCCUGGUGGUGAAUUCAGUUCCAUUCCGUUACAUGAGGUUUAUCGGGCUCUAGGCAUUCUCAGUCAAAAAUCGUGUCCUGGCGUUUCCCAACAGAAUGGUCUAGUCGAAAGAAAAAACCGGCAUGUUUUAGAUCUUACCCGUGCACUGCUUCUUGCUUCUAAUGUUCCUAGCCGUUUUUGGCCCGAGGCAGUUGCUACCGCUGUCCGUCUUAUCAAUUAUCAAAUUACUCCGAUCCUGCACAACGUCAGUCCUUUUUAUGCGCUCUAUCAUAAGCAUCCGGAUUACUCUCGUCUUCGUGUUUUUGGAUCCUUGUGUUUUGUUCUUCUUCCUAGGCGAGAGCGUACUAAACUGUCUUCUAAAACUGCUCGUUGUGUCUUCCUGGGUUAUAGUGAUGUGCAUAAGGGUUAUUUAUGUUUUGAUAAUUCAUCUCAACGUAUGCGUAUUGCUACAACCGUCAUAUUUUUUGAACACAUUAUGUUUCACUCGUGUCCUUCGUCAACCCCAAGUUUUCUUCCAUCCAAUUUACCUUUACCAUUAUUUGGGCAUGAUGAUGAUGAUUGUCCUGAUCCUACUGCUGACCCUCCUACUCCUCCCACUCCGCAUCUGUCUCCGUCCGUCACCCACACCACGGCCAGCUCGUCUUCUUUUAGCUCUCCAUCCUUGGCCAGCUCGUCCGCUCAAGAGACCUCCCCGGCCACAUCUGCGUCGCCUCCCAGCUCGGCCAGUAGCUCAUCCUCAUCUCCUUUGCAUUCGUCCGCUACUGCCUCACCUCCAGCUGCCCCACAGCGCCGAUCCACUCGGCUUACUCAAGGUGUGCCCCCUCCUAAGUUCAAUGAUUAUUUUGCGUAUGGUGUGGAUUCCUACAUUGUUCCCACUCGCUAUAAGCAAGCUCACGGUGAUCCUGUCUGGGACUAUGCUAUGAAGCGUGAAUUAGAUGCUUUGCAUGCUAACAACACUUGGACGUUAGUUCCCCGACCUCCUCCUUCCACAUCUGUUAUCGGCUGUCGUUGGGUUUACACCAUCAAGAUGAAUCCCGAUGGUACCAUUGAACGACAUAAAGCUCGGCUGGUUGCACAAGGUUUUACGCAGGAGCUUGGUGUGGAUUAUAAUGAGACUUUUGCACCAGUGGCGAAAAUGUCUACAGUUCGGACAUUAUUAGCAGUUGCUUCCCGUCAGCAGUGGCCUCUGUAUCAGCUUGAUGUGAAGAACGCUUUUCUUCACGGUGACUUGGCGGAGGAGAUAUAUAUGGAGUGUCCUCCCGGUUAUUCCAUGGGUACUGCAGAUCAGGUUUGUCGCCUCAAUCGCUCUUUAUAUGGUCUCAAACAGGCACCUCGUGCCUGGUUUGAGAAGUUUCAGUCUACUAUCCGUGAUCUUGGCUGUCAGCAGAGCUUAAAUGAUCCGUCCCUCUUUACCCGCAAGACUGCUGCUGGUCUCGUGGCCCUCUUGUUAUAUGUCGACGACAUGGUCAUUACAGGUUCUGAUCCGGCUGGUAUUCGAAGUCUUAAAGAGGGUCUUAAUGCCGCAUUUAAUCUCAAGGACCUGGGGGAUCUUUCAUACUUUCUUGGUCUUGAGGUUACUCGGAACUCCAAAGGCCUUCUCUUAAGUCAGCGUAAAUAUAUCUCUGACUUACUGUCUGAUCAUCGUUUUCAGGAUUGUAAGCCUGUUUCUACACCCAUGGAAUCUAAUCUACGGUUAGGCCGCACAUCUGGUGCGUUGCUUCAGGAUGUCGCUGGUUAUAGAAGCAUUGUUGGGAGUUUAAUAUAUCUUGCUGCUACUCGUCCAGACAUCUCGUAUGCCGUUCAGAUUGUUAGCCAGUUUAUGGCCUCUCCUCGUACUGAUCAUCUCGCUGCAGUUCAUCGUAUUCUGCGCUAUCUCCAGGGGACUCGUGAUGUCGGUAUGUUCUUUCCUUCCACUGGCUCCUUUGCUUUGAGCGCCUAUUCUGAUUCCGACUUCGCUGGCUGUGUUGAUACUAGACGCUCUACCACUGGCUGGUCUGUUCAGUUUGGCUCUGCCUUUAUCUCCUGGCGCUGUAAGAAACAGGAUAAGGUCUCGAAGUCUUCUACCGAGGCUGAAUACCGUGCCAUGUCCGAUGUUGCUUCUGAGCUUGUCUGGUUGCGUCGUCUACUUCGUGAUCUGGGUGUUAUUUGUUCUCUUCCUAUGGUUCUCUACGUGGAUAAUACGAGUGCGAUCCGGAUUGCUGUUAAUCCAGUCUUACAUGAUCGCACCAAGCACAUUGAAAUUCAUGUGCACUACAUCCGCGACUUGGUUGGCGAUGGCACUAUAACUCUUCACUAUGUCCGCACCGAGGAUCAGAUCGCUGAUAUUUUCACCAAGGCCUUCUCCACCAGUCGACAUUGGUAUCUCUCGAGCAAAUUGAUGCUUUGUGAUCAGCAUCAAUUUGGGGGAGGCUGUUAGCGGGUUAUAUAAUUUGGGUUCGUAUGUUUGUAAAUAGCUAUGUACGUGAUUAUACGAGGCCCAUUAGAUAUAGCCCAUUCUUUUGUAUGAGUCCAUGUAACCCAUGCAUGGGAGCCCAGACGAGAGUAGGAGGGCAUCCCUAGGGUUCGACUCUUGUUCCUUUCUCCCUGUAUAUGUUCAGCCGACUGCAUCAGUUUGUGAUCAUCAGAUUAAUAACAUCAGUAGCUAGAAGAGUGUUCAGAGCUCUUCCGUGGAUUAGUCCUGGAUCACUCCAGGGAUACCACGUAAAUCCGGUGUCAGUGUUCAAGUUAAUUGUUAUCAUUUCCGAUUGAUCAACACUAUCCUCAUUGAACUAAGAAUUGCGUGCAUUUUCCUAUCGAAUUGAUGGUGGUCUGCAGUUUGUAUUUGCUCUGUACAAUGUAAACACAUGGACCCUAAGAGAAGGUAUUAACUAUACUUUGUUUCACUUGUGCUAGAUUGGCUGCAAUUGAAGAGAUAUGCAAUUAAUAUGACUGCUAGAAUGCAAAGAAGGAAUACUAAGGACCUAGAAAGCAUUGUUCUGUGAGUCAAUCCUGCUAGGUUGGUAUAUUACAUAAAGUAAGCUUUCAUGAACUUGUGCUUAUCGCUGCUUCCUCUAACAUUUCUAUUCUCCAUUUCUAUCCUUCUCAAACUAAAAGGAGGUUGGCCUCUGUUUCAUUGAUUGAUGGGGAAAGAUGAGGGGAUGGGAUGGCUAUGGUAGCUCAUUUGAGAUAAUUUGGAAAAUGGAGGGAAGCAGGACUUACCAAAACAGGUUAAUAUGGUUCGGGUUUUGCUGUUUUGGUUUGGAUUUACCAAUACAUUUGGUUUCAUACUUCUUAUGCUGUUGUCUAUUUAGUGUUUUGUUAUGUACUUUAUUUAGCUUAAUUGCAUUUGAAAAUUGGUUUCGUGUUUGCCUAAUUCAACUAUCCAUUUGUAUCCUAAGGAAUUCAUUGGCACUGCUAUUGCUGAUUUGAGAUCAUGUGUACACUAUGAAUCGAUCAAGCUAUCUGACAUGCAUUCCAUACAACGUUCAACCAUUGAGGGACAAGGUACAGGCUCUGGUGCUGAUUUUUUGCUUCUUCAGUGGAUGUAGGUUUUGUUGUGCUUUUAGUCCAUAUAAUGCAAUAGCAACAAGCCUUUUGCUUUUCUAUUUUGUUUUCUCCAGCCUUUUAAUUGCCUCCAUUCUCCUUAUUGCAGCACAGAAGUUAUGUGAAAGGGCUAAUGACAAUGGUAUCAUUCACCAUUCCCUUUAUCAAAUGGACCAUGCCCCUUAACAAUCAAAGGCUAGCCAUGGAGUAGUUAAGAGGUCUGAAGUUGCAGUUCUGGACUGUGCUCUUUACAGCUACUUAUUUUGUAAGCUCUUAUAUAAAACAUUGUGUUGAUGCCAUAGAUAUUAAGGGGAAAUUUUAUGAAAUGCUUGGUCAUUUAGCUUUACUUGCAUAGAUUUAGUUUCCAAAUAAAGGUCUUUCAAUUGA